GUCAGACUCGUAGGAAGGGAGGAGGGCACGAGAAGAAGUUGAGGUUGUGAAGAAGAACAGUAAGGCGUCUUGACGACAGUGCGAUCACGUCGACGUUUACCAUCGAGCGGGUUGAUAUCAGAGAGGAAGCGGUUGCAGCAGGAAAUAGUCCCGACGCAUUCAGGAUCGAAGAAGACAUGGCAGUGGAGUUUGAGCAGGGCGACUUUACAAAGUUGGACCUUAUCCCUCCGUCAAACUAUGAUGAUACAAACACGUCCAUCUUCUUCGCCAUCAAGCCGAACACGAAGAACGUGUUGAAGGGGGCAAACGAUGAGGAGUCUAGCGCAAAGCAGAUCACUGUUGAUAGCACGACAUGUUCAGAUGCCCACCAUGAAGGGUCGCAGGGCGAGGGCUGUGAGAUCUCAGUGAACACAUCGUUUCCCUUUCACAUCAAAAGCGCGAGCUCAAACUGGCUGGAGACCUUUGGGUUUGCUGAGGGCGAGAUCGUUGGGAAAACUAUCCGGCUCUGCCAUGGCCCGGAUACCAACACCAACGUGUUCAACUCCUUUGUUCAAGAUCCAUCGCACGUGGGGGAGAGAGCAACCAUCACCCUCUAUCACAAGAGCGGGGACGAUGUUGUUGUCUCGAUGUGUCCAACCCGGUCGACUCAGUCGUGCGUGACGCUGGGUAUGGAGGUAGUUGCCACUGGAUCAGCAGACGACGGGAAGGACGAGGAGGAGAGCAAGGAGGAGAUGCUGCAGAAAUUUCAAGACUACUCCCUGCAGAGAGCUCAGUCGUUGCAACCAGAAAGAAAAUCCAAGUCGCAGGAUUGGUUCCCAAUCUCGCAUACUGAGGUGGCCAAGAGCUCGGGGAACUCGCACUCGCACGAGGCUGAAUUCAUCGAUGCAGCAUGCAUCGCGCACGUAAGAGCCUUGCGGAGAUCAAAGAAGGAGUCCCGAGGAGACAAGAAGGACAGCAGCUUGUAA
This is a messenger RNA of Guillardia theta CCMP2712, 965 nucleotides long. RefSeq lists its product as hypothetical. The record is from RefSeq and is a predicted model, not a curated record. NCBI's taxonomy places the organism in Eukaryota, Cryptophyceae, Pyrenomonadales, Geminigeraceae. The coding region runs from base 177 to 965 and encodes 262 amino acids. The transcript has a single exon.